Akanthomyces muscarius is the source of this 11838-nucleotide messenger RNA. RefSeq lists its product as uncharacterized. Gene Ontology annotation, molecular function: fatty acid synthase activity; phosphopantetheine binding; 3-oxoacyl-[acyl-carrier-protein] synthase activity. NCBI's taxonomy places the organism in Eukaryota, Fungi, Ascomycota, Sordariomycetes, Hypocreales, Cordycipitaceae. Gene Ontology annotation, biological process: secondary metabolite biosynthetic process; fatty acid biosynthetic process. The transcript has a single exon. The coding region runs from base 1 to 11838 and encodes 3945 amino acids. The record is from RefSeq and is a predicted model, not a curated record.
AUGCCUUCGCACCAGAACGAGCCCAUUGCCAUUAUUGGUAAUGCUUGCCGUUUCCCCGGCGACUCUACUUCUCCUUCCAAACUUUGGGAUCUUCUGAAGCAGCCCCGUGAGGUUUCGCGCAACAUCGACCGUUUCCAGUCUGCUGGUUUCUACAACAAGGAUGGUCACUACCACGGCGCUAGCAACGUCCAGCACUCUUACCUCCUGAACGAAGACCCCCGCCUUUUCGAUGCCCAGUUCUUCAACAUCCCUCCUGGUGAGGCCGAGUCCAUCGAUCCCCAGCAGCGCAUGAUUCUCGAGACUGUCUACGAUGCCGUCGAGACUUCCGGUCUGGUCCUCGAAAACCUCCGUGGCACGAACACCGCCGUUUACGUUGGUGUCAUGUGCGACGAUUAUGGCAACAUUUGCUACGUUGACCAGGAAUCCAUUCCUACUUAUGCCGCUACCGGCACUGCCCGCAGUAUCCUGUCCAACCGUGUUUCCUUCAUCUUCGACUGGAGAGGCCCUUCGAUGACCAUCGAUACUGCCUGCUCCUCGUCUCUGGUUGCCCUUCACCAGGGUGUUCAGGUUCUCCGUAGCGGCAAUGCCCCCGUUGCCGUUGCCGCCGGUGCCAACCUGAUCUUCUCCCCCAACAUGUUCAUUGCCGAGUCCAACCUGAACAUGUUGUCGCCCACUGGCCACUCUCAGAUGUGGGAUGCCAACGCUGACGGCUAUGCUCGUGGUGAGGGUAUUGCCGCCGUCGUCAUGAAGCGUCUCUCUGAUGCUAUCCGUGAUGGUGACAACAUUGAGUGCAUCAUCCGCGAGACUGGUGUCAACCAGGACGGUCACACUCCCGGUAUCACCAUGCCUAGCCAAGAGGCUCAGACUCGCCUCAUCCACGAGACCUACGCUCGUGCUGGCCUCGACCUUUCCAAGCCCGAGGACCGCCCCCAGUACUUCGAAGCCCAUGGUACUGGUACCAAGGCUGGUGACGGUGUGGAGUCCAAGGCCAUCUACAAAGCCUUCUUCCCCGAGUCGGAUGAUGAGCACGACACCCUCUGGGUCGGUUCCAUCAAGACCAUCAUCGGCCACACUGAGGGUACUGCCGGCAUUGCUGGUAUCAUGAAGGCCUCUCUUGCUAUUCAGAACAACACGAUUCCUCCCAACAUGCACUUCAACACCCUGAACCCUGAGAUCAAACCAUACUACGGAAAGCUCCAGAUUGCUACCACUGCUCAGAACUGGCCCAAGCUGGCUGCUGGCUCGGUCCCCCGUGCCAGUAUCAACAGUUUCGGUUUCGGUGGUACCAACGCCCAUGCCAUUAUUGAAGCUUAUGUGCCAGAGGCGCCCAAGGCGCUUACUCAGGCAGCUCCUGCUGUCGCGAACCCGCUGGCUCUGACCUUCUCUGCUACUUCUGAGAAGUCGCUGACUAACUUGAUGGCUAACUACCUCGAGUAUCUCUCUGAGAACUCCGAGGUGGAUAUCGGUAAGUUGGCGUGGACCCUGCACGACCGCCGUUCUACCUUCACCUACCGCAGCUCGGUUGCCGCUCAGACUCAGGAUGAGCUCGUUACCAAGCUGCAGAAGGCUGUGGAGGACCAGCAGUCUGGAAACUCUUCCGCCGUGACCCGUGGCACCUCAGCCAAGAAGAACCUUCUCGGUGUCUUCACUGGUCAGGGUGCUCAGUGGGCCACUAUGGGUAGAGACCUCAUUCAAUCUUCCAAAUUUGCCGAGAACAUCAUCGACAAGCUUGAGAAGUCCCUCGGUGAGCUUCCUGAAGGCGAUCGCCCAUCUUGGUCUCUCAAGGAGCAGAUGUGCUGCGAUCCCUCCAAGUCGCGCAUCACUGAGGGUGAGCUGUCUCAGCCUCUCUGCACGGCCGUCCAGGUCAUGUUGAUCGAAAUGCUCAAGGUGGCCGGCAUUGAAUUCGACAGUGUCGUUGGUCACUCCAGUGGUGAGAUCGGCGCCGCGUACGCCUCCGGCUUCAUCAAUGCCACUGAUGCCAUUCGUAUUGCGUACUACCGUGGUCGCUAUGCUUACCUGGCUCGUGGACCAGAGGGUCAGCGCGGUGGUAUGUUGGCUGCCGGCACCACUCUGGAGGACGCCCGCGAGCUUUGCGAGCUUCCUGCUUUUGAGGGCCGUGCUAGCGUUGCUGCUUACAACUCUUCGGGUUCCGUCACCCUGUCAGGUGACUUGGAUGCUAUUGAGGAGAUCAAGGAGGUUCUUGAUGAUGAGAAGAUGUUCAACCGUCAGCUCAAGGUUGACACUGCCUAUCACUCUCACCACAUGAUCCCUUGCUCCAAGAAGUACUACGAGGCUCUUGAUGCUUGCAAAAUCAACAUCAUGACCCCAUCUGGACGCACCAAGUGGUACUCGUCCGUGUACGAUGGCAAGGUCAUGGAGCCCUGCGAUGCUCUCAAGCACCAGUACUGGGUUGACAACAUGGUCAACAUUGUUCUGUUUGCUACUGCUCUUGGCUCUGCUCUCACCAACUCUGAGCCUAAGCUCACCCAGGCUAUUGAGGUCGGUCCUCAUGCUGCGCUCAAGGGCCCUGCCUCCACCGUCAUUGAAGAGACUAUCAAGUCUACUAUUCCUUACACCGGUACCCUUGCUCGUGGCCAGAACGAUGUCAGCUCCAUGGCCAGCUGCUUUGCCUUCCUCUGGGCUCAGUUCGGUCGCUCUUCUGCCGACUGGAAGGCCUACUACGGUCUCUUUGCGGAGUCUACUCCCGAGACUAUGCUCAACCUUCCCAGCUACCCCUUCAAUCACGAGCGUCUCUUCUGGUUUGAGGCCCGUAAGUCUCGAGUCAACCGUCUCCGUGAGGAUCCUGCCCAUGUCCUUCUCGGUACCCGCACCGACACCAUCAACGAGCGUGAGAUCCGCUGGCGCAACUACAUCCACUCUGGUGAGAUUCCCUGGCUUCAGGGACACAAUAUCCAGGGCCAGACUCUGUUCCCCGCCGCUGGUUUCCUCGUCAUGGCUGUUGAGGCAGCCCGCAUUGCUGGCCGUGCCGAAGCCAUUCAGGCCAUUGAACUGAAGGACUCUGCUAUUCACCGUGCUCUGGCCAUCAGCGAGGACAAGGGUAUCGAGACUCUCUUCACUCUCUCUAAUGUCACCAUCACUGAGACUGGUGAUGGCACUUCCGUCCUGACUGCCCGCUUUGCUUGCGACGCUUGUCUUCAGAAGCAGUCUGACAACUUCGUCUCCAUUGCCAGCGGUGAUGUUAUCAUGACCUACGGCACUCCUUCUUCCUCCGCUCUUGUUGAGUACCCUAAGGAAGAGGGUCUUGGCAUGCUCGACGUCGAUGCCGACCUUUUCUACGCUUACCUUGCCAACAUUGGCUACAACUACGCCGACAUGUUCAAGGGUAUCACCUCCCUCCGCAGAACCACUGACCUCGCCCAGGGUGUCAUCACCACCAAGGUUCCCGAGUCUCUGGCGAACGACCCCAUCGAUCAAUUCCUCCUCCACCCCUCUACUCUCGAUGUUGCUUUCCAGGCCAUCUUCGCUGCCAUCUCCUUCCCCGGUGAUGGUGCUCUCUGGGCUCUGCACAUUCCCACUACCAUUCGCCGUGUCACCAUCAACCCUGUUGUUUGCCCCAUGAACGGUGGUGUUGAUGAGCAGGUCCGCUUCUCUGCCACUUCCAACCGUGCCGACGAUGGUACCUUCUCUGGCUGUGUCGAUAUCUUCCCUGUUCACAGCGAGUACUCGAUGUGCCAGGUUGAGGGUCUCGAGGUCAGCCCCGUCUCCCCUCCCACUGCGAAGGAUGACCGCCCUUUCUUCGGUCAGACCAACCACUGGCUCAGCCUUCCUGAUGCUGAUUCCUUCGCCACUGCCCUUCGCAUCAGCUCUGCCCAGGAGACUGAGAAGUCUCAGCUCGACCGCCUUGCUGUUUCGUACCUUCGCAACAUUCUCCAGUCCUCCAACCACGAGACUGACCAGCUCAAGGGCUGGGCUCAGACUGUUCUUGCCAACCUUGGCAAGAAGGGCUCUCUUCCCGCCAUCGAGCAGUCUGAGGUUGCUGUUCAGGACAACUCUGCCUACAACACCAACUUCAGCAUCCUGAAGACCAUUGGUGCCGGUAUUGAGAAGGGCGAGCUUCCCCAGGGCACUGACGCCGCUACUCUUCUCAACACCUUCUACGAGACUUCUCUCGGUGCUGCUGAGGCUCGCGAGGCUCUCGGUGUUCUUGCCCUGCAGAUUGUCCGCCGCUACCCUCACAUGAACAUUCUUGACCUCUCCAGCGGCUCUGGCAGUGUCACCAAGACUGUCAUGGACAAGAUUGGUGCCCUCUUCUCCGCUUACACCUGCACUGGUGCCACUGAUGAGCACUUUGCUCAGCUCUCCAAGGAGUACCCUGCUAUCUCCACCAAGACCAUUGACUUCUCUGAGGAUCUUGAGGAGCAGGGCUUCUUCGCCGGUGCUUAUGACCUUGUCAUUGCUGGCAACGGUUUCCACAGCAUCAAGGACAACGUUGAGGGCAUGCAGAAGCUCCGCUCUCUCGUCCGUCCUGGUGGUUACCUACUGGCCCAGCAGAUUACCAACUCUGAGUCUGCUCAUGUUGGCCUGACUGUUGCCAGCGUUGCCCUCCAGCCUGAGGAGAUCAGCAGCACUGCUUCUCUUGUCGCUGAUCUCGGCGAGUACGAUGACAUUUUCCGCACUGCUGGCUUCUCUGGCAUUGACACCGUCACUCCCGACUCUGCCAGCCCCUUCACCGUCUUUGUCUCCCAGGCUAUUGACCAGCAGAUCCUCAACAUCCGUGAGCCUCUGCAGUCUAGCAAGGUUGAGCUCGAACACGUUCUCCUCAUUGGUGGCCAGCGCUUCCAGGUUUCUCGCAUGGUCGAGACCAUGAAGAAGUCCCUGGCUCCUUACGCCAAGAACAUCGACACCAUCCGCUCUCUCAACGAGCUCGAUGCUUCUAUGUUGGCCACUCGUCCUUACAUCAUCUCGCUUACCGAGCUUGAUGACCCUUUCUUCGAGAACCUUACGGAGACCAAGUGGGAAAAUCUCAAGACCCUCUUCUUCCGUUCUCGCUACAUCCUCUGGGCUACUCAGGGUGCCAACGGCGAUGCUCCUUAUGCCAACGUCAUGAAGGGUGUUGUCCGCUGCAUGCUUGUUGAAAUUCCCCAUCUUCACGCCCAGAUGUUCAACGUGGAGGGUCAGCUGAAGCCCGAGCAGCACGCUCAGACUAUGGUCGAAUCUGUUAUGCGCCUUCAUAUCUCCGACACCUGGAAGGACAAGGUCCCUGCCUAUGAUCCUCUCUGGACUGUCGAGCGUGAAUACAUGCUCAAGGAUGACAAACUCUGGAUCAUGCGCUACGAUUCGGAAGAGAAUCUUAACGCUGGCUACAACGCUCUCCGUCGCCGUGUCGUCCAGGACGUUUCUACCAAGGAUCAGGUUGUUGCCCUCACCCCCGAGAAGCAGCUCCAGCAGUACCGCCUCUCCCCCAAGGCCACUGUUGAGAUUGAGGGCAUCCCCAACAGCACCAUCACUGUCCACCAGUCCCUCUCGUCCGCCAUCAAGGUUGAGAACCUUGGUUUCAUGCAUCUCAGUGUUGGUAAGGAGGCUGAGACUGGCUCAACUGUUGUUGCUCUGUCCGAGAAGAACCAGUCCUCUCUCACCCUUCCCAAGUCUCGUCUUCUCCCCGUUGAUGUCCCCGAGGGUCAGGAGCGCAGCCUCCUCAUGGCUAUUGCCUGCAACAUGCUUGCUUCUGACCUGCUUGGCAAGGUCACUGCUGGUGACCGUAUCGUCCUCCACGAGCCUCCCACGGUUCUGACCAAGCUCCUGACUGAGCGUGUCGCCAAUACUGGCGUCCAGCUGCUCUUCACCACCACCCGGAGAAAGGCCGCUCUCCAGGCUCAGUGGAAGCACAUCCACGCUUACAGCACUGACCGUGACAUGCGCCAGAUCACUGCCGCAAACACUGCCGUCUUUGUUGACUUCUCCAACAAUGAGAAGCGCCGUGAUGUUGUUGAGCACCUCACCGAGGGUCUUCCUUUCGGUACCCGCAAGUACGAGCUCGGUGAUUUCCUGCCUUCCCGUUCUAUCCUCUACUCCGACAGCACCGAGGAGCAGGUCAGCGCUGCUCUCGAGAAGGCCCACUCGACCGCCACCGCUGAGCGCAGCUCCGUUCCCUUUGACACUGUCGCCAACACUCGUGUCCAGCAGAUCGCCGGAGACGCUGACUUGGCCGAGACUCUCACCACUGUUGACUGGACCGAUGCUACUCCUUUCCCUGCUAGUGUCACACUCGCCAUGGACGAAGUCAACUUCCGCCCCGACCGUACUUACUUCCUCAUUGGUAUGACUGGUUCUCUGGGUCUGUCUACCUGCGAGUACAUGAUGGAGCGUGGUGCCCGCUUCUUUGCCCUGUCCUCUCGUCGCCCCAACGUUGACAAGCGCUGGCUCGAAAAAGUCAGCAAGGCUUACGGCGCUGUCGUCAAGGCUUUCCCUCUUGACAUCACCAGCCGCGCCAGUCUCCAGAAGGUGCACGAUGACAUCAACGACACCAUGCCUCCCAUUGCUGGUGUCGCCAACGGUGCCCUGAUCAUGCGCGAUGGUCUCUUCAUGGAUUCCAGCUGCGACACCAUGAACGAGGCUCUUGGUCCCAAGGUCGCUGGUUCCGUCUUCCUCGACGACCUCUUCUACAACGUCAACCUGGACUUCUUCAUGCUCUACUCUUCCCUUGUCUACGUCACUGGUAACAUCGGUCAGACUUCCUAUGCUGCCGGUAACGGUUUCAUGGUUAGCUUGGUCCACGGUCGUCGCGCUCGUGGCCUCAACGCUUCCGUUAUGAACCUCGGUGGUAUCAGUGGUAUCGGUUACAUCACCCGCACUGACCACGGUAUUCUGGGCAAGCUUGACAUUCUCGGUUAUGGUAUCAUGUCUGAGCUUGACUACAAGUACUUCUUUGCCGAGUCCGUCAUGGCUGGCGCUUCUGACUCUGGUCGCAACCCUGAGGUCUCUGCCGGUCUUCGUUAUGUCCAAAAGACUGAGAAGAACCCUCCCAAGUGGGUUGUUGACCCCAAGUUCUCUCACUACGUCAUUGACCGCACUUCUCGUGAUGGUGGUGACAAGGGUGGCGAGAGCGGUAUGUCUACCAAGGCCCAGCUUCUCGAGGCUACCACCGAGAAGGAUGCCUUCAACAUCAUCCUGAACGCCCUCAUUGCUAUGCUUAGCAAGAAGCUUGACCUUCCUGCUGGCGAGAGCGUCCACUCGGAUGUUGCCAUUGUUGAAAUGGGUGUCGACUCUCUCGUUGCUGUCGACCUCCGCUCGUGGUUCUCCAGCGAGUUCGAGCACGACAUUCCCGUCAUCAAGAUUCUUGGUGGUGCCACCCUCGCCGACCUGGUCGAAGACACGGUCGCUAACAUGUCUCCCGAUAUCUGCCCUAACAUCGCUGGUGGCUCUGGUGAUGAUGCUGAUGCUAAGCCUGAGGCUGCCGCUGAAGCUCCUACCCCUGCCGCUGCUGUUGAGACUUCCAGUGGUGACUCUGCUUCCUCCAGCGAUGAGCGUGAGAGCGCUACCUCUGUCGAGACUGCUCCCGCCCCCGCUGCCAAGCCUACCAAGGAGGUUGUUGCUGCUCCCGAGCCCACGGUUGCUGUUGUGCCCAAGAAGAACUUUGUGCGUGAGGAGAAGAUGACCCACGGUUGCUCUCGCUUUUGGUUCCUCCGCCAGUACCUCGAGGACUCUACCUGCUUCAACGUCCUGGUCCAGACUCGUCUCAACGGCAAGAUUGAUUCUGCACGUCUCCAGGAGGCUGUCCGCAAGCUUGGUGCCCGCCAUGAGUCUCUCCGCACUGCCUUCUUCGUCUCCGAGAAGGGUGAGCCUCGCAUGGGUGUCAUGACUGACUCCCUUCUCCGCCUCGAGGUUGAGAAGAUCCAGGAGAUCAGCCAGGCUGAGAAGGCCUACAAGGACAUGAUGGGCUACAACUUUGACAUUGAGCGUGGUGAGGUCAUCCGCAUGCGCCUGCUAUCCCUCUCCGAGACCGACCACGUCUUCAUCUUCGGUGUUCACCACAUUGCCAUGGACGGCUUCUCUUUCAACCUCAUGAUUCGCGAUCUCGACAUGAUGUACCAGGGCAAGCCUGUUCCUCAGAUCCCUGCUCAGUUCACCGAUUUUGCUAUCCAGCAGCGUCGCGAUGUCGAGGCCGGUCGCAUGCGCAACGACAUUGCCUUCUGGAAGAAGACUUUCUCCACCAUUCCCGACCCUCUCCCUCUCUUCCCCUUCACUGGUGUCGGCAACCGCAUGCCUCUUGUCAAGUACGAGCACGAGGAAGUUGAGAUCAACUUGGACGCCGCCAUGGCCCAGAAGAUCCGCAGCCUCUGCCGCCAGAACCGCUGCACUACUUUCCACUUCUUCCUUGCCACCUUCCAGAUCUUCCUUUCCAAGUGGCUUGAGGUCGAUGAUCUCUGCAUUGGUAUCGCUGAUGCCAACCGCAGUGACAUCAAGACCCUGUCCACCAUCGGUUUCCUUCUCAACCUUGUCCCUCUCCGCUUCGGUGCUCUGAACGGAAAGGCUCCUUUCUCCAGUGUCCUUGCUGCUGCUAAGCAGACUGCUUACAACAGCCUGGCUCACUCCAAGCUUCCUUUCGACCUCCUCCUUGAGGAGCUCAACCUCCCCCGCUCCUCUUCUACUAGCCCUCUGUUCCAGGCCUUCCUCGACUACCGUCAGCUUGCCGUCAAGACCCCUCCCAUGCUGGAGUCUAACGCCGAGGGCGAGCAGAACUUUGGUGCUACUGCCUACGACAUUGUCCUUGAUGUUACUGACUACGCUAUGGCUGACAUCAAGAUCAAGUGGCAGACCCAGAAGGCCCUUUACAACACCAAGCACACCGAGGCCCUGAUGGAGAGCUACAUGAACCUCCUCAACCACUUCGCCAACAGCGCCACUUCUUCUGUCGAGUCUGCUCCUCUCUACCGCUCUGAGGACGUUGCUGCCGCCGUUCAGGCUGGCCAGGGCUCUCAGUUCGAUGCUCAGUGGCCUGAGACCAUCUCCCUGAAGAUUGAUGAGAUGUCUGCCAAGGCCCCCGAGGGUGUCGCUCUUGUCGAUGCCUCCAACAAGUUCACUUACAACUCCAUGAACCGUCUCAUGGAUCAGAUCACCGAAGAACUUGUGCAGGGUGGUGUGAAGCCUGGCGACAAGGUCGGCAUCUUCCAGCAGCCUUCUAGCCUCUGGAUCAGCUCUCUCCUCGCUGUCUGGCGUGCCGGUGCCGUCUAUGUCCCUCUUGACCCCCGCAACGGCGUCCCUCGUCUUGCUUCCACCGUCGGUGUUGUUCAGCCCCAGGCUAUUAUCCACGACAGCGCCAAUGCCAAGGAUGUUGCUGCUCUUGCUGCCCCUGCCGGUGCCAGCAUUAUCAACAUCAAUGAUGUCCGCAAGAAGGAUUCUUCCGUUUCUCGUCGCCCUAACCUUUCAACUGGCAACUCCUCUGCCAUCAUUGUUUCCAGCUCUGGCUCCACCGGUGUUCCCAAGUGUAUCGAAGUCCGCCACUCCAGCUUGGUCAACCUCUUCGAGGGUGACAGCCAGACCUGGAAGCUCGGCACUGCCAAGGUCCUUCAGCAGAGUGCUUUCAGCUUCGAUAUCUCUCUGGAUCAGAUCAUGACUGCUUUCAUCAACGCUGGUACUCUCUAUGUCGCCUCCGAGGAAGAGCGCACCAACCCUGAGCUGAUUGCCAAGGUCAUCGUUGAGAACGACAUCAACUACACUACCGCUACUCCUUCCGAGUACUCCAACUGGAUCGGCUUUGCCACUGAUAUCCUCUCCAAGGCUUCCAGCUGGCGCAUCGCCAACGUUGGUGGUGAAGGCUGGAACAGCACCCUUCGCGACUCCUUCGCCAACCUCAAGCUUUCCGAGCUUAUGAUUCGCAACAACUACGGUCCCGCCGAGGCCAGUGUCUGGGCUACCCGCCACCCCAUUCAGUACCCUGGCAACGGCACUCUCAUUCCCGCCGGUCCUGCCCUCCCCAACUACUCUUUCUACAUCAUUGACAAGAAGAACAACGUUGUUCCCAUUGGUGUCCAGGGUGAGAUCCUGAUUGGUGGUGCUGGUGUCGCUGUCGGAUACUACAAGAACGCCGAGCUCACCAACGAGAAGUUCAUCGUUGACAAGCAUGCUUCCGAGACCCACAUUGCCAAGGGCUGGAACCGUGCCUACAAGACUGGUGACAAGGGCUACCUGACCGAAGACGGUACUCUGAUCGUUCAGGGCCGUAUCAGUGGUGACACUCAGAUCAAGCUCCGCGGUUUCCGUAUUGAGCUUGAAGACAUCGAGACCACCAUUGUCCACGCUUCUCAGGGUGUUCUUACUCGUGCUGUCGCCAGCGUUCGUGGCGAUGGUCCUGCUAGUUUCCUAGUUGCCUUUGCUGAGUUUGCUGAUGGCUACCCUGCCGAUGAGCAGGACGCUUACCUUUCCAAGCUCAUCCCCAAGCUGCCUCUGCCUCAGUACAUGCGCCCCAACAUGAUGAUCCCCAUCGUCGACAUCCCCGUCAACUCGCACAACAAGGUCAACCGCCUUGCCAUUGCUACCCUCCCUCUCCGCACUUCCUCCUCUGACAACUCCUCUAACACCGAGCUCACGGAAACCGCCAAGACUAUCCGUGAUAUCUGGGUUGAGAUCCUUCCUGAAACUAUCAUUCAGAACACUACCCUCAACGCCUCCAGUGACUUCUUCGUCCUUGGUGGCAACUCUCUCCUUACCGUCCGCCUCCAGUCUCGUCUCCGUGAGAUCUAUGGUGUCUUUGUUCCUCUCAUCAAGAUCAUGGAGUCUUCCACCCUCUCUGGCCUCGGCAACACCCUGGACGAGCUUAUGUCCAGCACGGAGCUCAACUGGGAUGUCGAGACUGCCCUCAGCGACGAGAUGCUGAGCGUCACUCCUGUCAACGCAAAGACUACUCGCCCCAAGACCUCUGACCUCACUGUUAUCCUCACUGGUGUUUCCGGUUUCAUUGGUCGCCACCUCCUCCAGCGCCUGAUCGAAGACAAGAAUGUUUCCGCCAUCCACUGUGUGGCUGUUCGCAACAUCGAGAUGGACAGCCCCUCCCGCCAGAAGAUGAAGGCUCUCAUUGCCUCCACCGACAAGGUCCAGCUCCACCCAGGUGAUCUCUCUGAGCCUCGUCUUGGUCUCUCCGAGGCCGAGUUCGAGACUCUCUCCAAGAAGGCCGACAUGAUUGUGCACAGCGGUGCCAACCGUUCCUUCUGGAGUGCCUACGACAUGGUUCGCGCCCCCAACGUGCAGUCUACCAAGGAGCUUGCUCUGAUGGCUGCUACUGCGCUCCGUGACUCCAACAAGGUCGUCCCCUUCCACUUCAUGUCCGGUAGUGAGGAUGCCGGCGUCGAGCCCUCCACUGAUGGUUCCAACGGCUACGUCGCCUCCAAGUGGGCCAGUGAGCAAUUCCUCCAGCGCUUCUCUGACAAGCUUGGUCUUCCCGUCCACGUUCACCGACAGCUUCCUGUCCCUGAGGGCCGCACCGCACAGGGUGAGGAACUCGACAGCAUUCUGCAAGAGUUUGUCGAUGUUGCUGCCAAGAUGCCUGAGCUGCCCAACCCUGACACAUGGCGCGGCUACUACGACCUGAUCCCCGCCGACCGUCUCUCUGACGACGUCGUUGAUCUGGCCAUGUCUGCUCUGGUUUCUACCGACAACACCUUCAGCAAGCACUCUCACUACAGCUCUGUCCGCAUGGACAUUGGUGAAGUGAUCAAGAAGAUUGACUCUCUUGAUGAGUACAAGAACACCGAUCGUCCCCUAAUCCCUGCUCACGUUUGGGUUGGUAAGGCCAAGAUCGCCGGUUUCAGAUACCAGUUCUCCACCAUGAAGAUGUCCCUGCAAGAUGCCGAGGGCAAGAACAUGGGCUUCCUUGAGCGGUAA